Sceloporus undulatus (fence lizard) is the source of this 4657-nucleotide messenger RNA. It is a transcript of the gene KIF7, whose product is annotated as kinesin family member 7. Gene Ontology annotation, molecular function: microtubule binding; ATP binding; microtubule motor activity. The coding region runs from base 206 to 4336 and encodes 1376 amino acids. The transcript is spliced from 19 exons. Gene Ontology annotation, biological process: microtubule-based movement; mitotic spindle organization. The record is from RefSeq and is a predicted model, not a curated record. NCBI's taxonomy places the organism in Eukaryota, Metazoa, Chordata, Lepidosauria, Squamata, Phrynosomatidae.
GGCAUCCUCCUCCAUCUUCCCUCCUCCUUCCUCCUCCAUUUUGGGAGGCAGGACAGAGGGGGAGGGAAGGCGGAGUUGUUUCCCCCUCGACGCCAUUUUCCAGCCCCAGAGGCAGCAGGGCUUCAGGCAGAAGGAGGCAGAGAAAUGGCAACCCUGCUUGGUUUAUGGCUGUCCUGAUGCUUCAAGCUGUGUUUCUCUUUAAACCAUGGGUCAGAAAGCCAAGUCCCAGCCAUCUGUGGAGGAGACUCCUGUCAAGGUGGCCGUGCGCAUUCGACCUUUGCUGCCCAAGGAGCGACUACAUGGGCACCAGACUUGUCUAAGAGGGGACCCAGAGGCUAAUGAAGUGACUCUAGGACACAACCGCCAUUUCCAUUUUGACACCGUCUUCACUGAAUCUUCAGACCAGGAGUCUGUGUAUGCUGCUUGUGUGCAACCACUAGUAGAGGCCUUUUUUGAAGGCUUCAAUGUUACUGUGUUUGCCUAUGGACAGACAGGCUCAGGCAAGACCUACACCAUUGGAGAAGCAAGCGUCUCGUCCAUCAGUGAAGAUGAACAGGGCAUAAUUCCAAGAGCCAUGGCUGAAGCCUUCAAACUCAUUGAUGAAAAUGACUUGCUUGACUAUACGGUCCGCGUCUCUUAUCUGGAAGUCUACAAGGAAGAGUUCCGAGACCUGCUGCAGGUGGAGACUGCCAGCAAAGACAUACAGAUUCGGGAAGAUGACAAAGGCAAUAUUGUGCUGCAUGGGGUGAAGGAAACUGAAGUGGAGGGGUUGGAUGAAGUUCUGAGCCUUCUGGAAAUGGGGAAUAUGGCCAAGCAUACAGGGCCCACCCACAUCAACAAAAAGUCAAGUCGCUCACACUCCAUCUUCACUGUGACAAUGGAGCAGCGGCGUAGUGUCGGGCGCCUCACUCACCCCACCCUUCAAGAAAAGGUCUUAGUUCCAGCUUCUGGCCAGGUUCUUGCCUCCAAAUUUCACUUUGUUGACCUAGCAGGCUCUGAACGAGUGGUGAAGACAGGAAACACUGGGGAGAGACUCAAGGAAAGCAUCCAGAUCAAUAGUGGACUGCUGUCAUUGGGUAACGUAAUCAGCGCAUUGGGUGACCCUCGCAGGAAAGGCAGUCACAUUCCUUACCGGGAUUCCAAAAUUACCAGGAUCCUGAAAGAUUCACUAGGUGGGAAUGCUAAGACUGUAAUGAUUGCCUGCAUCAGUCCCUCUUCCUGUGACUUUGAUGAGAGCUUGAACACACUGAAUUAUGCCAACCGUGCUCAGAAUAUCAAGAACAGGGCAGUGGUGAACUGCCGUAAGGAGACGGAGCAAGUGGAGGAGCUUCAGCUGCGGAUAAAGAGCCUGCAGAGAGCACUAGAACAGCGGCACCGUUCUGAGACCCGGAUUAUCAACCGAUCUGAUGGUGCAGUCAAGCAGAACUGGCAAGAUAGUGCUGCUCGCUUGCAUGCUGAAUGCAGUCGCUAUAGGACUUGUACUGAUGCUGCAUACCAGCUCUUGAUGGAAUUGCAAGGGGAAGGCAACUUGACUGUGGAUCAGAUCCUGCGGGUGAAAGAGUGGUUAUGUGCUGUGGAAAGUGAGAGGAGUGAACUGAGCUCAGCUUCUGGGUUAGAUAGUGGCAUUGAAAGCAGUUCAACAGAAGAUCAGAAGCACAAAGUGCCAAGUUCCAAGAUGACCAAGCCUCAGGUACUAGAAAAGCAGGAGCAGGGAGAUCACAUAAAAGUGCCUGACUCAGUACGAGAUGAGCAAGUGCUGAGGUUGGAGAGGCAAGUGGAGCGUUUAGAGGAAGAGAAUCAGGAUUUCUUGGCUGCCCUUGAGGAUGCCAUGGAGCAGUACAAACAGCAGAGUGCUAAAUUGCAGGAACAAGAAGAUGUCAUUUGUGAACUACGUAAGUGUCUGCAGAUGGAGAUGCCACACGCGGGUGUACCUGAAUUGUUGCAGAAUGUUUUCCUGGUGCAGCUUGGCCAAAGGCCUCAUACAGCCCCUGUGGAUCCUGCUCGGUCCCACCCCUGCUUUAGGCUUGCACAUAAUAACCACAGCAAGCUCUGUGCUGCCACAGUUCACAAAGGGAAGGACUUGUUGGAGUACUAUCAAAGUCGCACUCAAGGCUUGGUGUACAGCUUAGAGACUAACAAACUGAAGCUAGACAAGCCUUCAGAGCAGCUGAUAGAACCAUCUGUUGAGGAGGAGGAAAAGUGUGAGAAGCAGUCCCUUCACUGCUGCAGAAAUGGGGUCUACAGCUGGAGAAAGGAGGAUGUCUCUAACAAAAAGAGUAGAAAAUGGAGCAAUCUGGCACUCAUCCAGCAGGAGCCUCUAGAACUACCAAGAGAAGACUGUAGGAGACAACAGCUGGGCAGUCUUGGAGAAGGCAAGGAUUCAGAGUGGAGGCUACUUCAGGCUCAUCAGAAGAUCCGUGAGCUGGCUAUCAACAUCCGCAUGAAGGAAGACCUGAUUGUGGAACUUGUCAAGACAGGCAAGCAUGCUCAGACCAUGAAUAAGCAAUAUUGCCAGAAGAUCCAUGAUUUGGAGCAAGAGGCUGAACAAGUGCGAGUAGAGCUAAAUGAUAGUCAGAGGCAGCUUCAGGAACUGGAGGGGAGGGAUACCCGAGAUCCUGCAGAGAAGCGGAAGCUCCAGGAGUAUCGUAGCAAAGUGGCAGCUGCUCAGAGCAAAGUGAAGAUUCUGCAAGAGAAGAAGCAAGCGACUGAGAAGUUGGUCUCUCUCUCUGCUCAAAAUGAGAAGCGGCUGCAAGAACUAGAGAGAAAUGUGCAGCUGAUGCGACAACACCAGGGGCAACUACAGAGGAGGCUGCGGGAAGAGGUGGAGCAGAAGCGGCGGCUGGAAACAGAGAUGCACAAAGGGCAGCAUCGUGUCAAGGAAUUGGAGCUAAAGCAUGAACAGCAUCAGAAGAUUCUUCGCAUCAAGACUGAGGAGAUAGCAGCGUUCCAGAGGAAGCGUAGGAGUGGGAGCAACGACUCCAUGAUCAGUCUGGAGCAACAGCAGAAAAUUGAGGAGCAGAAGAAGUGGUUGGACCUUGAGAUGGAUAAAAUCCUUGAGCAGCGCCGUGCCUUGGAUGAACUGGAAGAUGAGCUGACCAAACGGGAAGCCAUUGUCGCGAAAAAGGAAGCUCUCCUUCAGGAGAAGAAUGGCCUUGAAAAUAAGAGAUUGCGUUCCAGUCAGGCGCUAAAUGAUGACAUACUGCGAGUGUCAAGCCGGUUGGAGUACCUGGAAAAAGAGCUUAGCCAAAAAAACGGGCAGCUUUGCCAUAGCAGUGCCCAUGAUCAGCAACAGAUCCGGCAGGAAAUCAACAACUUAAGGCAAGAAAAGGAUCAGUUGCUCAAACAAAGGCUGGAGAUAGAUAACAAGCUACGCCAGGGCACCUUGCUUUCUCCAGAGGAAGAACGGAUUCUUUUCCAGUUAGAUGAAGCCAUUGAGGCUCUUGAUGCUGCCAUAGAGUACAAAAAUGAGUCAAUCACUUGCAGGCAACGUGUCCUACGGUCCUCUGCCAGCCUCCUUUCCCAGUGUGAGAUGAACCUCAUGGCAAAACUGAGCUACCUCUCUUCCUCUGAGACCCGGGCAUUGCUCUGCAAGUAUUUUGAUAAGGUGGUGACUCUUCGGGAGGAUCAGCACAGACAACACAUCGCCUUUUCAGAACUGGAAAUGCAGCUGGAGGAACAGCUGCAAAUGGUGUUUUGGCUGGAAGUAGCCCUGGAGCGUCAGCGCUUAGAGAUGGACCGCCAGCUCACCCUUCAGCAGAAAGAGCAUGAGCAGAACAUUCAGCUUCUGCUCCAACAGAGCCGGGAGCACAUGGAAGAAGGACAGGCAAACAGCAGGCUUCAGUAUCAAGGAAGGAUCAAGGCAAUGGAAAAGGAAUUGGCCCAAUACAAAUGGGUAAACCAAGAGCUGACCCAGAAACUGAGCACAACCCAAUCCCAGGGACAAGGCAGAUGUGAUGGUACAGAAAGAAUUGCACUUCCAGCUGGGGACAGACAUGAUUUACUUCGGAUAGCCAAUGACAUAAAUAUUAAUGGUAUGUCGGAGCCAUGUUUGCAGAUGGAGGCUUCUGAGAAAAGUCAUAGACCUGGGGAAGAACUCAGGGACUUGGUUCAUGCACCAUUACCACCCACCUGGAGGCGUUCUUCACUGUCUAGUGUCAACUCCUUAGUACUGGAAGACCUUCAACAGAAAGCAUCAGAUUACCUGCCUAGAGCAGGCCAGGCAAAGGAGGUGUCCCUACCACAAAGCCUAGUUCCACUUCUGAAAUCCCACAAGGAACUUCACAGGCCAGGGCUGUCUUCUCGUGACAUCAUUGAUGUCAGAAAAAAUCCACUCUAAAUACAAACAGCUGCUUUUGCUCAGAAUUUGGGAGAGAAAAUGUACGUAAUGUAUUAAUAUAGACAAGCCCAUGAUUACUUAACCUACGGUCCUAAAGUCUUCCUGAAGUUAGUAAGCCUUUUCUAGGAACUGUUUUGGAUUUUCCUCUCCCCAAUAUCUGCCUCUUUUUGCUGGAGAAGAAAGCAAGUUUCAAGAACUUAUGUACAAUGGGAGUCUAUUUUCAGACCCCCUUUCCCCCGGACUUUGGAAUGUUUGUUGUAUAUAUAUUUUCAAUUACCUUUUAUACUGUUAAUUUCUAAUAAAGCAGAACAGUUUUUGUAA